AUGACUCUAUGCGAAGUGGCCACAGCCAAACAUCACUCGUUACCCUUGGAAUGUGCCUCGUAUUGGAAGGCCCUGUCCGAGAAGGAGGAUAUCUUAAUUCCCUUGUCGAGAAGCAUUCAGGGCGAAUGUGUCGAUUCUCUCGCAAGGAGCGCCCAAUUCUGGUCAAGCUACUCUGGCUAUCUACGCGAAGUCCCGCAAUUAUGUUAUGAAUUUCGACGAGGAAACGAUAUCGAUUUUGCCAGAAGCAUAUACUACAACAUCACUGUUGAGAAGCUAAAUCUUGUCCGCUUCAUCUUAGAGAAAGAGAGGAAGUCGGAAAGAUAUACCGAAGAAUUGCGGCAACAAGCCGAGAAAAUACAACAUGUAUUCCUUGAAACUAGAGCGCUUUCUGGUGAAUUUAAAUCCACGGCAGACGACAUCGUCAGUCACCUGAAUGACGAGUUUAAUGGAACUUUCAAAAUUCUCCGAUCCUGGGCUCGCGAUCUCUUCAACCGUAGAGAUGAAGCAACGGCACAAUCCUUCGCUGUGGUCCGUAAACUUCGUGGCGUGGUUUAUUUUGCUCAUGAAUGUUUUAAGUUUGAAAAUGCAUUGAACAGUCAAGUUCGUCGGCACGCCCAGGGGCUUGACGAUCUGCUCUCAACGAUACAGUCGGCUUUCGGGUAUCGUCUUGACGGGUUGCUUUCUCAGCAAGUUGCCGCCUAUGAGCAUCUUAGCUCCGUUUCAACGGAAAUGGAACGCCGUUGGUUAACCUCGACCAAUAUAUCGAUGGCGUGA
Molecule: messenger RNA, 774 nt
Organism: Cyclocybe aegerita
Lineage: Eukaryota; Fungi; Basidiomycota; Agaricomycetes; Agaricales; Hemipholiotaceae
Source: the annotation of a GenBank genome assembly